Messenger RNA from Phytophthora nicotianae INRA-310, 285 nucleotides. RefSeq lists its product as hypothetical. The transcript has a single exon. The record is from RefSeq and is a predicted model, not a curated record. Bases 1 to 285 code for a protein of 94 amino acids. NCBI's taxonomy places the organism in Eukaryota, Oomycota, Peronosporomycetes, Peronosporales, Peronosporaceae.
AUGGCCGAGCACGACACGAUAUCUCUGCGGAGUUUGACUUCCAUUCCUUCUUCAUCCUCCAGCUCGUCGUUCGUUUUCGACGGCACCAAUUCCGACAUUGCGCGGCAGCUUCUCAUCCGUCAUCAAGCUGGUGAUGUGGCCGAACAAGUCAACCUCACGUCGAUUCCUAUCGCUGUACUAGAUCGACUGAUUCCGCUCAAUAUUGACUUCGAUGGUCUUCCUGGUCUUGUCCAACGUACUGUGCUGUGGGAUACCGGCUUUGCCAUUUCACCCGCUAUAUGCUGA